This is a messenger RNA of Danaus chrysippus (African queen), 1431 nucleotides long. The record is from the annotation of a GenBank genome assembly. Lineage: Eukaryota; Metazoa; Arthropoda; Insecta; Lepidoptera; Nymphalidae.
AUGGAAGCUAAGGAGUUCAAGGAUUUCGCGAAGGCAAUGGCUGAUUACAUCGCCGAGUACUUAGAAAAUAUACGCGACAGGCAAGUGGUGCCUUCAGUGAAGCCAGGAUACUUAAGACCUUUGGUACCGGAGCAGGCACCAGAGAAGCCUGAACCCUGGACUGCUGUAAUGGCUGAUAUAGAGAGAGUGGUUAUGUCAGGAGUUACCCACUGGCAUUCCCCACGUUUCCAUGCCUAUUUUCCCACUGCCAACUCCUAUCCGUCGAUCGUUGCAGAUAUGUUAAGCGGAGCCAUCGCCUGUAUUGGUUUCACCUGGAUCGCAAGUCCAGCUUGCACCGAGCUUGAAGUCGUGAUGCUGGAUUGGCUUGGCCAGAUGCUUGGUCUGCCAGAAGAAUUCCUGGCUCGCUCUGGCGGUGAAGGUGGUGGCGUCAUUCAGGGUACAGCCAGUGAAGCCACAUUGGUCGCUCUGUUGGGAGCUAAGGCCCGAGCGAUGCAGAGGACUAAGGAACAACAUCCUGACUGGACGGAUGUUGAAAUCCUGUCCAAACUUGUUGGAUAUUGUAAUAAACAAGCUCAUUCGUCAGUCGAGCGAGCUGGUCUCCUCGGUGGAGUUAAACUCCGCAGCCUCAAGCACGAUGACAAGAGACGCCUGCGUGGAGAUACCUUGAAAGAGGCUAUAAACGAAGAUAUCAAGAAUGGAUUGAUACCGUUUUAUGUGGUCGCAACCUUAGGUACAACAUCAUCGUGCGCUUUCGACGCACUGGACGAGAUAGGCGACGUCUGCAAGUCGCGUGACGUGUGGCUUCAUGUGGACGCGGCCUACGCCGGCUCUGCCUUCAUCUGUCCGGAGUACCGCCACCUCAUGAAGGGAGUCGAAAAAGCCGACUCGUUCAACUUCAACCCUCACAAGUGGAUGUUGGUCAACUUCGACUGUUCCGCCAUGUGGCUGAAACAGCCGCGUUGGAUCGUUGACGCCUUCAACGUUGAUCCUCUAUACUUGAAACAUGAUAUGCAAGGAUCAGCACCGGAUUACCGUCACUGGCAGAUACCUCUUGGAAGACGCUUCCGAUCCCUUAAACUAUGGUUCGUGUUAAGACUGUAUGGAGUAGAGAACAUUCAAAAAUUCAUCCGUAAACAUAUUGGUCUGGCACAUCUUUUCGAAAAACUCUGUCUUGAUGACGAAAGAUUUGAACUUUUCGAGGAGGUCACUAUGGGUUUAGUUUGCUUCAGACUCAAAGGUGACAAUGAAACUAAUGAGGCUCUCUUGAGACGUAUUAACGGACGUGGGAAGAUCCAUCUUGUACCUUCAAAAGUGGAUGACGUUUAUUUCCUAAGAUUUGCUGUUUGCUCGCGUUUCACCGAAGACAGUGAUAUUCAAAGCUCGUGGGAAGAAAUAAAGGCAUCUGCUGAUGAAGUCCUAGCAGAAAAAUAG